Arthroderma uncinatum is the source of this 1698-nucleotide messenger RNA. Its product is annotated as FAD binding domain-containing protein. The record is from RefSeq and is a predicted model, not a curated record. The transcript is spliced from 7 exons. The coding region runs from base 1 to 1698 and encodes 565 amino acids. NCBI's taxonomy places the organism in Eukaryota, Fungi, Ascomycota, Eurotiomycetes, Onygenales, Arthrodermataceae. Gene Ontology annotation, molecular function: oxidoreductase activity; FAD binding.
AUGAAGAUCCCCAGCCAGCAGGCUCUGCUUGCUCUUCCACUGCUCGCAUCAUCCGCCCAAAGCCAGCCAACAAAGCACCCGAGAUGUUCCGCCGGCGACUCCUGCUGGCCAAAGGAACACGUCUGGAACGAAUUCAAUUCCACCAUCUCCGGCCGUUUGAUACGCUCGUUCCCGUCGGCUGCCGUCUGCCAUGAUGCGCAAUAUGAUGCAGCUGCAUGUACGGUCGCGAAGGACAGCUGGACCAACAGUUUCUGGCGGACAAACCAGACGGGAGCCUACUCUGCCAUUUUAUGGGAACUUGGAGAAAAGGGGCAAUGCUUUAUCAAUUCUCCCAAGGAGGCGAAGUGUGAUCAGGGGUUGGUUCCAUAUUACUCCGUCUCUGCGAGCGGUGUAAAGGAUAUCCAGAAGGCAGUCAAAUUCGCCGACAAGCACGAUCUAUACCUUGUGGUGAAAAAUACGGGACAUGACCACCUUGGUCGGUCAAGCGGGAAAGGAGCCUUUUCCAUAUGGACUCAUAACUUGAAGGGCAAGAAGUGGCACAAGUCUUUCAAGCCCAAGGAUGCUCCAUCUAGUGUUCAUGGCAUUCCUGCCGUGACGCUGCAAGCAGGAGAACAGUUGCUAGACGUUUACAAGGCAGCAGCUGCAGAAGGUGUCACGUUUGUUGGCGGUUCUGCGCAAACUGUUGGAGCUGCUGGUGGUUUCUUGACUGGCGGCGGAGUCAGCCCUUUCUCCCACUUUUAUGGCCUCGCUGUGGACAACGUACGUGAGGUCAACAUUGUUACUGCUUCUGGAGAAGCAAAGACGAUCAAUCACUAUACCGACCCGGACUAUUUCUUCGCCCUCCGCGGUGGAGGCGGUAACGCAUGGGGUGUAAUUACCUCGGUGACGUACAAAACGCACCCUAAACCCACUAACAUCGCGGUUGGAAUCGUCCAGCUUAAUGUGACCACCGAAGAUGCACGACGUGUGGUCCUUGAGAAGUCUCUGCAAGCCAUCCCUGACAUCGCCGAAGCCGGAUGGGUUGGAUACGGCGUCACCUCUGCUCAAAAGAACGUAACCACGCCAUUCCAAGCAAUCUUUCUCCAGCCGAACGCAUCUAUGGCAACGUUUAACAAGACGUUUGAGGCCAUGAACAAGAUUGCCUCUUUGCCCGGUGUCAAGGGUGGUGUUGCCCCCUUGAAUUUCCCCGAUUUCCUGGAAUAUUCUAAACUGUUCCUUCAAGACCCCAAUAUCGCCACUAAUAUCAUCGAUGGGUCGAGGCUUGUGAAUCGACGUGCUCUUACAGAGUGUGCUAGUGACCUCGUCGAUCUCAUGUAUGAGUAUCCGGCAUUCGAAGCAGGUUUUAACUCGAUUGUGCAAGUAAACUCCGACGAGCGCGACAACACCGCAGUCCACUCCUCGUUCAAGGAGAGUCGAGGUCUCCUGAGCUUUGGCGCUAACUGGGCCGACGAUGCUUCUGAGGAGGAAAAGAGAACAGCCAAGAAGACGUUGACAGAGGUCAUUCGUCGUUAUGCUGGGAUUGUUGGAGAAAAUACCGGCACGUAUCUCAACGAAGCGAACCCAUAUGAACAUGACUGGCAAAAUGUCUUCUGGGGAGACAAGUAUGCUCGUCUCCUCUCUAUCAAGAAGCGAAUCGAUCCGAAGAACCUGUUUGUCUGCAACCGAUGUGUCGGAACGGAUAUCAUUUUGGAGCCUUGA